AUGGGUGCAAAGGCCCUGGGGUUGGAGGGAGCAGAAUACACGCAAACCACUUCAAGGAGCAUUGUGUGCCUGGACCGUAGGGGUCAGGACAAGGAAGCGGUGUUGAUAGCACUGAAGGUCCCAGACAAACCACUGAAGAGCAUCAGGUAUAUGGACAGGGAAAUAAUCAACCUCAAAAAAGACCUUAUACGGAGCCGGUUACUGGUGCAGUGUGCGAGGGCUGGCCGUGGAUAUUUUACCCUUCUUAAGGAAGAGUCUGCAAUGAAAAAGAAACAACAGCAACUUCAGAAACUGAAAGAGGAAGAAAGAAAGAAAUUUCAACCAGCCAAAAAGUUACCUGAAAUCCAUGGGGAUACAUCACUGACCACCUAUGAGGAGGAGAAGUUUAAGAAGUUGGGAACUGGCCCAUUCAUUCCGAUCUACAGCUGCAUCCUUUUGCCCUUCCUACCCGAGGCUCACGUUGAACCUCUCUUCCGCCAACUCUGCGCUCUCCACUGGCUUCUGGAGGCCCUGACCAUUGACCACACCCACCACAUCAUGAAGCCUGUGAUCACCUGCUUCAAUACCAAGAACCCAGGUGGAAGCAAAAGCUCUAUAAAGAAAGUCAAUAAGGACAAGUCCAGAGAACAGAGGUGGGAGCACUUCGUCACGGCCUCAAAGACCACAAAAUUCAAACUUCCCGUAAUUCGAAAUGCCAUCCACAAGCCAAGUCGGCGGGGCUCCAUACUCAGCCUGUCUCGGACCAGUGGGGGAUCCUCCCCGCACAGCAGCAUGAUCUCUGUGAAUCCUGGCUCAGAUGAGCCGCAGAGCUUGAUCACCCAGGGGACGAGCAGCAAAGACAUUGAGGAUAACGAGUCCUCUUCUACCAAGCCAGAUGAAGAACCUCUUCAUAUCUAUCUGCAGAAGCUCCUGGAAAUGGUUCGGGAAGAUGCCCGGAGGACAAUUAUGAUGGAAAAUGAGCUGCAAAGAAAAGUUCCCAGCCUCCAGUCCAUCCACAAGAGUGAUUCUAUCAUUAAGGAGGGGCAGGCUACCCACAAGUCAAGUGAGAAAUCCAGCACUACAAGCGGAGAAAGCCACACUCAGAUAGUCCAGAAGAAGGGGAAAGGCCAUGCUACCCGCGACAUCAGCCAGUUCAAGAGUGGGAUCUGUAGCCUCAUGAGGGCCAAGUUUUACAGCAUAGCCCAGGAGGCUGGCUUCUGCCUGCAGGACAAGAUGGAAAUCCUCGUGAAGCGCCAAGAAGAGAGAAGUCUCCAGAAGUUCCGCUCUUUUGGCCUUGUCUCAGAUUUCCAAAAGGACAUAGCAAAGAUGAGACAACAAAUUUCUGUCAUGAAAGGAGACGCAGAAGAAAUCGCUGACCACUGGUAUUUUGAUCUGUUGUCCAAACUCCCUGAGGAUCUGAAGAACUACCGCCCUGCCAAAAAGAUCCUGGUCAAACUCCAGAAGUUUGGGGAGAACCUUGACCUGAGGGUCCGGCCCCAUGUUCUCCUGAAGGUGCUGCAGGAUCUGAGGGUCUGGGAACUGUGCUCGCCAGAUAUCGCUGUGGCUGUUGAGUUCGUGCGAGAACACAUCAUUCACAUGCCUCGUGAGGAUUACAUCACCUGGUUGCAAGGCCGGAUCAGUAUGACCAUCCGAUCACAAGUACCCUGAUGUAGUCUGGGCCUGGGUCAACCAGCUGUCCCAGCAGAGGAGGGCAAGCCAACAGCACGUUCCUGUGUCCCACCUGUGUUCUUGCUUCCUGCCUGCUCUUCUUGAUGCUUGUUAUGAUACAGUAAGAUCAACUGGAGACUGAUUCCCAAAAACAUUCUAGAGAGUCUCUGGAGUGGCUCUCUGCUGCCCCCAUGGACC
Octodon degus (degu) is the source of this 1845-nucleotide messenger RNA. It is a transcript of the gene Ccdc60, whose product is annotated as coiled-coil domain containing 60. The transcript is spliced from 14 exons. The record is from RefSeq and is a predicted model, not a curated record. Bases 1 to 1647 code for a protein of 548 amino acids. Lineage: Eukaryota; Metazoa; Chordata; Mammalia; Rodentia; Octodontidae.